This is a messenger RNA of Theileria parva strain Muguga, 1403 nucleotides long. RefSeq names its product phosphopyruvate hydratase (gene ENO). The record is from RefSeq and is a predicted model, not a curated record. Lineage: Eukaryota; Apicomplexa; Aconoidasida; Piroplasmida; Theileriidae. Gene Ontology annotation, cellular component: phosphopyruvate hydratase complex. Bases 58 to 1386 code for a protein of 442 amino acids. The transcript has 2 exons. Gene Ontology annotation, biological process: glycolytic process. Gene Ontology annotation, molecular function: magnesium ion binding; phosphopyruvate hydratase activity.
AUUGUAAAUUAUAGUAAAUAAUUUUCUAACUCUUGAAUUGAAGUUUGUUUACAGAAAAUGUCUGUUGUGAAAUCUCUUAAAGCCAGGGAAAUUCUUGAUUCCAGAGGAAAUCCCACCGUUGAAGUCGAUCUUGUCACAGAAUACGGUUUGUUCAGAGCAGCCUGCCCAUCGGGAGCCUCAACUGGAGUUUAUGAGGCCUUGGAGUUACGCGACGGUGACAAAGGCCGUUAUUUGGGUAAAGGUGUACUAAAAGCAGUUGAAAAUGUUAACACAGUUGUCAAAAAUGCAGUUGUCGGAUUCGAUGCCUUGAAACAGAAGGAGUUAGAUAACUUAAUGGUACAGAAAUUGGACGGUACUCAGAAUGAUUGGGGAUACUGUAAGUCAAAGCUCGGAGCAAACGCGAUCUUGGUAGUCUCAAUGGCAGCAGCUAGGGCCGCGGCGGCCAAGAAGGGAGUCCCCCUUUAUGUGCAUCUGGCUCAGUUAGCAGGAAAACCCACUGACAAGUUUGUAUUGCCCGUUCCAUGCUUGAACGUCAUUAACGGAGGAUCCCACGCUGGAAACAGCCUGGCCAUGCAGGAGUUUAUGAUCCUCCCAACUGGGGCCAGCACCUUCAGAGAAGCAUUGCAAAUGGGAGCAGAGGUUUACCACACCUUGAAAUCGGUAAUCAAGAAGAAGUAUGGCCAGGACGCGACAAACGUAGGAGAUGAAGGAGGCUUUGCACCCAACAUCAAAUCAGCUGAAGAAGCUCUGGACCUUCUGGUUGAUGCAGUCAACAAGGCUGGAUUUGAAGGGAAAGUCAAGUUUGCCAUGGAUGUCGCAGCUUCAGAGUUCUAUGUGAAGGAGAAGUCAGCGUACAACCUAGGAUUCAAAUGUGAAAGGGAGCUCCUCAAAACCGGAGAUGAAAUGGUUGAUUAUUACACUCACCUGUGUGAAAAGUACCCGAUCGUCUCCAUUGAGGACCCUUUUGACCAAGACGACUGGGAAUGCUACAACAAGCUGACCUCAAAGCUUGGGCAAAAGGUCCAGAUUGUUGGAGACGAUCUCCUUGUGACAAACCCCAAGAGGAUUCAAACAGCUCUGGAAAAGAAGGCUUGUAACGCGCUUUUGCUCAAAGUUAACCAGAUUGGAUCAGUGACAGAGUCGGUGGAGGCCUGCUUACUAGCCCACAAAAACAACUGGGGAGUUAUGGUUUCGCACAGAUCCGGAGAGACUGAAGACACAUUUAUUGCAGAUUUAGUCGUCGGACUCUCCACAGGUCAAAUCAAAACAGGAGCACCUUGCAGAAGCGAAAGGAACGCCAAGUAUAACCAGCUUUUGCGCAUAGAAGAGGAGCUUGGACCCAGGGCUACCUACGCAGGAGUUAACUUCCGUUCUGUAUCCCACUAAUCUAUUUGUAUGUGUUA